UGGGCUGCCGGAAGGUCGCCGCCGGCUCUUCUACCAUCUCCGCUGAAUCCAGCUUCCGCAAGCUCGACGAUGUCUUCUUACAGGUCAAACUUAGCUUGUUUCUCGCCAUCGCCAUCGGUAUUUACUCAGACGAGAAUAUGGCUAGGGGAAGUUCUGAAUAUGAGAUUGAAUGAGCAGUCGCACAUUUCUGAUUUGCUGGCUGAUGGAGAUCUUCUGUUUGAGGUCUCUAAAGUAGUAUGGAAUAUGUUGUUUGCAAAGUGUCCAGAGCUUAGACGUUUAAAGUAUAAACCACUUGAUUCCCGGAAAAGCAGUGGGAGAUACAGGCCUUAUUCUAAUGUUGACUCUUUUCUAAAGAUCUGCAAAAUUUUGGGAUUGAAUGGUAUCGAUCUCUUCUCCCCAUCAGAUGUCGUUGAAAAAAGAAAUGUUCGGAAAGUUUGCAUUUGCUUAAGGGCACUAUCAAAGAAAGCCAGAUCAAAACAUUUAAAGGUCCCAGACUUUGAUGUGGUAACAUACACUGUAGCCAUGCCAAAAGAUAUGGUGGGGGGCAUUAGAAGAAGCUUGGAGACAUCGCAAUGUAGCUUUUCAAGUUCAUCCAGUUACAGCUCAUAUAAAGAUCAAAGACAGAAAGUUAGGCAGAAAAAUUUAACCGAAGCAGGUGAUAAAAACUAUGAUUCUUGUUCAGAAGAAUCUGAUGAAGCAGAAAGCAAGUAUAUGGGAGAAGAAUCUUAUUGCUCGUCUACAAACAAUAAUAAAUAUACUGCUCCUCUGAAUUCAGAUUGCGAGAAUUCACCUGGAGUUUGUUCAGCUGUUACAAAGAGCAGCAUGAAGCAGAGUUUGUUGCACUCUGAUAUGCGUGAUCAGCACAUUUAUGAUAAUGGGUUCAACCAGUUUGGAUCAGAAUCAACAAAAUAUCCCUCUUCACAGCAUGCUAGGAAUUACGAGUCACAGGAUGGAGUUUCAUCUUCUUGCAUCAAGUCUCAAAGAAAAUUACAUCAAAGUGAUGACUUAAGUCGUCCUCUUGACAAUGACAUAAUGCAUUUCGACCACGUUGACCCUAAUAUGGGGAAUUGUGCAUCAGUCCAGGAUUCUAUAUAUGACUAUGAAGCUGAAGGAGAUUAUAUCUCUGAUUAUCUAGCAUUUUCAGAUUCAGUUAUUGGUGGAGCUGAUGGCAAUAGCCCUGUUUUACUGGAAGGGGAAGAUAAUAUUUUUAACUUUUUUAUGGGCGUUGAUUCUCAUUGGUCAAGGUCAAGUCGGUGUUCAGUGGAUGGAUGUGGAAAUAAAUUCUCUGAUGAUAUUGAAGAUCUGGAAGUAUCAUCCACAGCUAGCAUGAGCUCUUUAUUAGGUCGGGCACUUAAUUUGGAAUUCGAUGACCACUUUGACAUAGAUGCCCACAAUGCAUUGCUGGAUAAUGAGGGCUGUAGCCAGGACAGAGGUUUAUUAAAAACUCCUCAAGCUCGGGAUGUUGCUGAUGAUGGCAAUGGAUCUCAAUGUCACGAUGAAUUUAAAUCAGCAUCAAAGGAGUGUCUUAGAGAUCCACCCGGUGCCUUGUUUCUCACAGGCAAUAAUAAAAGUGAAGAUGACAACAAUGCAGAUCCUGGCACCGAAUUUGGAAUAAAUCAUAGAUUACACAAUAGUUAUUCAGGUGAGUUAAAGGAUGGAUGCGUUAGUAGUUUGCAGAGUCAGCAAAUAGUUAGUUUCCAAAAUGAGCACAAACCGUCUGCUAUCAGAUUAUUAGAUGAGUCUAGUGUCAAUCAGAACUUGGUUGCUCAUCCAAAUUCUUAUGAAGCUCUAGAAGAAAAGCAUCCUUACAUUCCAGUCAAAGAUUCAAAUGAGUUUGACACAAAGCAUAGAGACAUGGAUUUUCUGGCAGAAAAUGUUUCAAAUGGGAAAGACAAGACAAAUGUUGAAGCUUCCAAGGACAAGGUGCACCGAAGGCCAUUUCUGCAUACAGUUGCAAAAGGCACUGCAAUUUUUGGCAUGAUGUUUCUGGUGCUUCAUCUCAGUAGAAGGGACCGAGAGAAAGACAGUGAUGCAAACAAGAAACCGCCUCAAACUAAGAAGUUUAAAGGCAGGGAUAUCUCUUACAGGGAAGGACAAAAUGGAGGUAGAGAUAGGAUUUAUCCUGCAGAAAAGCUGAAGUUCAAGAACUAGUAUGCAUAUAUAUAUGCUUGGUGCUGAGCAGCUGAGCUGCAUUACUUUGAUAGUUUCCAUUCCCUUUACUUGGUGUUUUUGUACACACAGGCAUGCUUCUAGAUUUUCAGUUCUGUUAUCCUCCUUGAGAUAUCAAAUUUUAAGUUUUUGCUCAGGGAAAAACAGAAACCUUAUGUUGUUAGAGUUAGUUACUACUUAAUGUAUAAUGGUUUACUUCACAUUACAGGCAAGAUUCCAUCAAUGAUAAAUUUUCUUAUACAAUUAGUUA
Ipomoea nil (Japanese morning glory) is the source of this 2419-nucleotide messenger RNA. RefSeq lists its product as uncharacterized. Bases 70 to 2151 code for a protein of 693 amino acids. Gene Ontology annotation, biological process: actin crosslink formation. The transcript has 9 exons. Gene Ontology annotation, molecular function: actin filament binding; cytoskeletal adaptor activity. Gene Ontology annotation, cellular component: actin filament. Lineage: Eukaryota; Viridiplantae; Streptophyta; Magnoliopsida; Solanales; Convolvulaceae. The record is from RefSeq and is a predicted model, not a curated record.